Messenger RNA from Closterium sp. Yama58-4, 1761 nucleotides. The record is from the annotation of a GenBank genome assembly. NCBI's taxonomy places the organism in Eukaryota, Viridiplantae, Streptophyta, Zygnematophyceae, Desmidiales, Closteriaceae.
AUGACGUCAUUGGCCAAGCGUCGACCAGCAGCAACUACGCAGCGCGCGAAACCCACGGCAGGCGUGGCGGCGGUUCGAGAAGCAGCGGCACGGGAGCUUCAGGAUAACGAGCAGGGAGCAGACGAAGGAAAGAAUGUCCAAACCCUCUUGCGGACGAGGGAGGGCGAAGAAGAAACAGUCAGGGAGGCGGGAGGAGCGAGGGUGCAGGAAGGGGAGACGAAAUUGGUGGAUGUGGUAACCCUAGGUAACCUGUGCGUGGAUGUGCUUGUAGCUGUGGACCAAUUACCGCCCUCCGAUCGGCGCGGGAAGUGGGAAUUCCUGCAACGAGUCAAAGCGAACCCGCCUGAUGAGUCGUGCUGGGAGGCGGGCGGCAAUCUCAACUUCGGCAUAGCAGCGGCGCGCCUGGGGCUGCGCUGCACGGCGUUCGGCCACGUGGCGGGCGACGCGUUCGGCGCGUUCCUCGCGCGCGUCAUGGCGGACGAGCGCGUCGCGCUGCUGCCCCUCGCGGACCACGUGGACGGGCCGCUGGGGGACGGGCCGUGGGAGGGCGCGGAGGGGGAGCGCGAGGGGGAAGGGGAGGGGGAAGGAGAUGUGGUCGAGAGGAGUGAGGGGCGGUAUGACGGGGAAACUCUGGCGUGCUGGGUGUUUUUGGAUAAGAAUGGCCGCCAUGCCUUCGCCAGCCGCUUUGAUUUCAACAAGAACCCAGCCUUCAGUCGAGUGCAGACCAUCCCUCCUGCGUUUGCGCACCUCAUCGCCCGCUCCCGCGCUCUCUUCAUAAACGGCUUCGCCUUUGACGAGUUCCCACCCUCCGCCAUCCAGUCUGCCGCCCAGUACGCGCAACAGGCGGGCGUGCUUGUCUUUUUCGACCCGGGCCCUCGCACUGGCACGCUCUUCCGAUCAGCGGGGCAGUCAAAGGAGGUUUUUGAUUGGCUGCUACUGAACUGCGACGUUCUUCUGCUCACAUCUGAAGAGGCGGAGGUAGUGACCCAGCAGCAGGACCCCAACGCAUCAGCCGAACAGCUGCUAGAGCUCAAGGCCAGGGCCAGGGCUGCUGCUGCUGCCAGCAGCACUGCCGCUGGGGGCUCUGGGCUCAGUGCAGGCGCAGAGGAGAGAGAGGCGGGAGGUGGAGUGGACGGCCUGACAUGGACGCACCAGCAACAGCAGCAGCAGCAGCAGCAGCGGCGGCAGCAGCAACAGCGACUGCGGGAAGAGCAGCAGUGGGAAGAGGAGGAGCGGCCGCAGUGGGUUGCGGUGAAAAAGGGGCCAAACGGAUGUGUGCUGGCCACUGCAGCACAAGGCGUGUUCAGCCUCCCUGGCUUCAAGGUGGAUGUAGCGGACACAGUGGGGUGUGGGGACAGCUUUGCAGCAGCGGUGGCCAUGGGUCUGCUGAGCGAUGAAGGGCCCUCCACCACACUGGCUCUCGCCAAUGCCGUCGGUGCUGCCACCGCCAUGGGCAGCGGGGCGGGCCGAAACGUUGCGCGGGCUGCCCGAGUGGCGGAGAUUCUUCUUGGGUUGCAGGCCAAGGAGGAGGGAUGGCAUGGAGCGGAGGAGGACUGGGAUGCUGACGUGUGGUUGGAGGACAAGGGCAAGCGGUUUCGAGUGGGACACGUGGCGGUGCACGGUGCGUCCACGUGUCCAUCUGGCACCCCCCUGCUGCAGGCGGUCCGUGAUGCUGAGAGCCUCCUGCACCGCUCACUGCUGCAGGCACAGAUGAACUGCAGGGUCAUGGAUGGAGCGGGGGAGGCGAGCGGGGAGGAUUGA